Effrenium voratum is the source of this 447-nucleotide messenger RNA. The record is from the annotation of a GenBank genome assembly. Lineage: Eukaryota; Dinophyceae; Suessiales; Symbiodiniaceae.
AUGGCGCUCAGGUGUCGACUUGCUACUUUCCACUGCACUUGCAAGCUUCAAUACUGGGCCACUGCCUGCAGCGAAGAUUUGGCGACGCGAUGUUUGACCUUCUGGUUGGUAUCAGCCCAUGGUGGCUGGGUCACUGCCUCCAGCGAAGGUUGCGAGACGCGAUGGGUGGUCUUCUGGCUGAUAGCUGUCGAAAGCACCAACGGCACCUUGCACGGCAGCCAAUGGCGCUUCGUGCAACCCAACUUUGGAUGGCUGGGCCACUGCUUCCAGCGAAGGUUUGCAAAGCGAAGUGUUGGUGGCUGGGCCACUGCCUCAAGCAAUGCUUCGAGACGCUGGUUGGUCAUCCGGUUGGUAUCAGCCAGUGGUGGCUGGGCCACUGCAAUGUUUCAAGACGCGAUGGGUGGUCAUGUUGACAGCACCGCGGGCGCCCUGCAUGGUAGCGAAUAG